UCCCUUCUUCCACAGUGAUUCAGGGCUGUCCCGACCACACACACACUGACACACACUGAAGGCUUAGCGCGGUAGAUCCAGCGAGCUGCUGCCCCGCUGCGGGCCGGUCCGUCGGGGAACGAUGUGGGUUUGGUACUUUCUGCUCGGUUCGGGUUCGGGAUCAGUCGAUUGCCAGCUUCUUCCUGGAAAUAACUUUACGACGGAGUGCAACAUUCCUGGAAACUUUAUGUGCGGGGAUGGCGAAUGUGUUCCUGGAGGUUGGCAGUGUGACGGCUUUCCAGACUGCGUCGACAAGAGUGACGAGAAGGGUUGCCUGAAGAUGAAGUCAAAGUGUGCGCCCACAUUCUUUGCUUGUGCAAACGGGGUCCACUGCAUUAUUGGCCGCUUCCAGUGUAACGGCUUCAGGGACUGUCCUGACGGCAGCGAUGAAGACAACUGCACUGCUAACCCUCUGGUGUGUUCAUCCGCUCGCUUCCACUGUCGCAACGGCCGCUGUGUGGAUCGCAGUUUCCUCUGCAAUGGACAGGAUAACUGUCAAGAUAACAGCGAUGAAGAGAACUGCCUUACAACAGCAGAAUACGACGCUGUGACCCUGGACUAUCGCCUGCACUAUUACCCCAGUGUCGCGUACGCCGUGAUGGGCAGCGCCGUGAUCUUUGUGCUGGUGGUGGCCCUGCUGGCCCUCGCCCUCCACCAUCAGAGGAAGAGAAGUGUCCUGCUGACACACCGACCCCUCCUGCUGUCCCGGCUCGUCAUAGUGGACAGAGGAGGCCGUGACCUUUCACCCCAGUGUCCGUCCCCGCCAGUCCACCGUCUCCAGCUGCUCUCUCCUUCACCGUAUCCCAGAGCUGCCGUAGACUGUCCUCCAACAUACUCGCAGGCUGUGCUGGACGUCGGCCGGCCGUCAUGGUUUGACCUCCCGCCUCCUCCUUACCCUCCAGAGCCUGAGAGAGAACCCCCGGUCUAUGAAUCAGCAGACGCGUCUCAAACCUGGACUCAGCGGCCCGCGCUGUAAACCCAGAGGACGGGGACGGGGAUCUGUGCCGAGUGUUCAGACCAAGGGGGUAAUCCAUCCACCGGAAGAUGAAGCCUCGCGGGAGCCGCCAUCUUGUAGCAGAACUUCACUUGCGUUA
Pimephales promelas (fathead minnow) is the source of this 1133-nucleotide messenger RNA. It is a transcript of the gene ldlrad3, whose product is annotated as low density lipoprotein receptor class A domain containing 3. The record is from RefSeq and is a predicted model, not a curated record. Lineage: Eukaryota; Metazoa; Chordata; Actinopteri; Cypriniformes; Leuciscidae. Gene Ontology annotation, biological process: receptor-mediated endocytosis. Gene Ontology annotation, molecular function: protein binding. Gene Ontology annotation, cellular component: plasma membrane.